CAUUCACUUUUUGAAAAAGGAAAGAGCCUGUAUGUUCGAAAGGCCUUCAUUUCGAGGAAUCUUCGUGGAAGUGGGACUUCCCUACUUUCAAGGACUUAUCACUCUGUCAAAAAACUUGGAGCUUUACUCCUCAUCUCUUGUAAUUCUCAUUUCAUCACAUCUUUCCUCUACUCAAUCUUCUGUUUAUAAAUUUGAUGGCUUUCCCGAUCAAUCAAGGAUUCUCUCUUUCUUCUUCCACUCUCCAAUGGAACUACGAUGUUUUUUUGAGCUUUAGAGGUGAGGAUACCCGCAAUGGUUUUACUGGCCAUUUAUAUCAUGGUUUGUGUGACAAAGGUAUUAAUACCUUCAUUGAUAAUGAUCUGCAAAAAGGAGAAAAAAUUUCAGAGGAACUUCGCGAAGCUAUUAGAUCAUCAAGGAUUUCAAUAAUUAUAUUUUCUCAAAAUUAUGCAUUUUCGACUUCGUGUUUGGAAGAACUUGUCGAGAUUCUUAACUGCAGGCUAAAUGGACAAUGGGUUGUACCUGUUUUUUACAAAGUAGAUCCAUCUGAAGUACGUAAGCAAGAAAAAGGUGAUUUUAAAGUAGCAUUGGCCGAACAAGAAAACAAAUUCAAGAAUAACACAGAGAAUGUGCAGAGGUGGAGGGCAGCUCUAAAUGAAGCGGCUAGUUUAUCUGGAUGGCAUUAUGAGGAUGGCGGCCCUGAAUAUAAAUUCAUCGAACAAAUUAUUGAAUAUAUAUUGUAUACCAAAUUAAGUGGCAGACAGUUAUUUGUUGCUAAAUACCCUAUUGGAGUAAAUUCUCGUGCCAAGGACAUUGAAUGGCUUUUAGAUAUUAAGGUAAAUGAUGUUCGGAUGGUAGGGAUUCUUGGUCUUGGGGGAAUAGGUAAAACAACUAUUGCAAAAGCUGUUUAUAAUAUAAUUGCUGAGCAUUUUGAAGGAAGUUGCUUUCUAGAGAAUGUUAGAGAAAAUUCUGGAACAAAUAAUGGCCUAAUGCAACUACAAGAGAAUCUCCUUUUUAAUAUCUUAAGGGGCAAACAUUUGAAGGUGGAGAGUGUAGCCCAUGGAACCAAUAUGAUAAGGGAAAGGCUUCAAAGUAAAAGGGUUCUUUUAAUUCUUGAUGACGUGGAUAAAUCAAAACAAAUUGAAAAUUUGUUUGGAAAUUUUGAUUGGUUUGUUUUAGGAAGUAGAGUCCUUAUAACAACAAGAGACGCACACUUGCUAGCUACUCUUAAAGUUUAUGCAACUUACGAGGUGAAGGAAUUGGUCAAACAUGAAGCUCUUGAACUCUUUAAUCAACAUGCCUUCCAAGGAAAUAAACACGAGAAAGAUUAUUUUGAACUUGCAAACCAAGUCAUCCAAUAUGCCAAAGGCCUACCCUUAGCUUUAACAAUAAUAGGUUCUGAUUUGUGUGGAAGACCAAAAUCUGAAUGGGAUAGUGCAAUUCAUCAAUAUAGAGAAAUUCUUGAAGGAGAUAUUCAUGAAAUACUUAAAGUAAGUUAUGAUGGAUUGAGACCAACAGAAAAGGAUAUUUUCCUCGAUAUUGCAUGUUUCUUCAAGGGAAGGAACAAGGAUAAUGUUGUAAAUAUAUUAAAUGCUCGCAAUUUAUGUCCAAGAGUUGGUAUUUCAAACCUUGUUAAUAAAUGUCUAAUAACUAUUGGUCCCAGUGACAUAUUGGGGAUGCAUGACUUGGUACAACAAAUGGGUAGGGAAAUUGUUCAGCAAGAAUCACCAGAAAUCCUCACAAAACGUAGUAGGUUAUGGCAUUAUGAGGACGCUCUUGAAGUACUAACCAAAAGUAAGGGGUCAAACAAAAUUCGAGGUAUAAUGUUGCAUUCGCCUAAUCCAAUAACGGUGCAACUAUAUACUAAAGCUUUCAAAAAGAUGGAAAAUCUCAAAUUUCUUAUGGUUAGUAAUGUACUCAUUUCCGAAGAACUUAAAUAUCUCCCCAGUGGAUUAAAGUUACUUGAAUGGGACCAAUAUCCUUUUUCCUUGCCAUCCAAUUUUUGUCCUCAAGAACUUGUUGUACUCAAGAUGUCACAUAGUUGCAUUAGAUUGAAGAAGCUGUUCAAGCAGGGGUUCCUUUUCAAAAAUUUGAAGAGUAUCAAUUUGUGCAAGUGUUCAUCCAUUAGAAUAUUACCUGACUUUUACGCCCCAAACUUAGAGAAAUUGGACAUUAGUUACUGUAAAAAUUUAAUUGAGAUUCAUGAGGCCAUUGGAUCUCUUGAUAAGCUUAUAUGUUGGAAUCUCGCUGGAUGCAAAAAACUUCAAAAUCUUCCUAGCAACUUUAGGUUGAAAUCUCUUGAAUAUAUUUAUCUACAAGGCUGUGUAAGUCUUAAAACAUUACCUGACUUGUGCACCCCAAACUUAAUAGAUUUGUACAUUAGUGGUUGUGAAAAUUUAAUUGAGGUGCAUGAGGCCAUUGGAUCCCUUGAUAAGCUUAUACGUUGGCAUCUCAUUGGAUGCAAAAAACUUCAAAAUCUUCCUAGCAACUUUAGGUUGAAAUCUCUUGUAUUUAUAUAUCUACAAGACUGUGUAAGUCUUAAAACAUUACCUUACUUGUUCGCCCCAAACUUAAUAGAAUUGUACAUUAGGGGUUGUGAAAAUUUAAUUGAGGUUCAUGAGGCCUUUGGAUCUCUUGAUAAGCUUGUUAGAUGUCAUUUCUCUGAUUGCAAAAAACUUAAAAUUCUUCCCAACACCCUUAGGUUGAAAUCUCUUAAUUCUCUUGGAAUAGAUCGGUGUGUAAGCCUUGAAAAGUUUCCAAAUAUUCACCCAGAAAUCAAAUGUAAUUUUUUAAGGUUUGGGGACAGUAAUAAUAUUAAAGAAUGGCCUUUGUCACUGGGGUAUCUUUUUAGUGGGCUUACUGAAUUAAGCCUAGAUAAUUGUCAAAACCUUGGGGAUUUUCUCGGUAGCAUCUCGAGAUGUGAGUUUACGAACUUGUGGAGGCUAAGAAUUACGAGGUGUGAUGGAAAUAUAAUUGAAUCACAUAUUUUGACAAGGCCCAAUUCCUUCCCCUCAUUGAGAGUUCUAUAUCUAUUUUACUCUAAUAUUGUUACAAUCCCGAGAAGCAUUAUUGAAUUUACUACAUUACAAACACUUUCCGUUGCUGAUUGCGAGAACCUUCGAGAAAUUCCAAGGCUUCCACGGUCUAUAAGAAUUGUGUGCGCAGCAAACUGCACGUCGUUGGAUCUACCAUCAUUAUGCAGACUAUUGAAUCAGGUGAGCUCUCUCCCCCCUCUCUCUAUACGUGUAAGUUUAAGUGAUAUAUAUAUUACGAGAAACUCUAAACUUCAAUUUCUUGUAUUUGCUAAAUGCAAGCAGCUUCAAGAACUAUGCAUGAAUCGCUCAAUUUUUUAUUACGGUCAUUGUGAAUUUACAGUACCAAUAAUUGAGAUUCCGAAGUGGUUCAAAUUGAACCAUCAGAGUGUUGGAAAUUCUGUAUCAUUCCGAGUUGGUCGUGAAUUUCAAAAAUUAUUUGUCUGUUUUGCUUUUCGAUCGGUGAAGGCUACGUAUGCAACUUGGUCUGUUGUUUCCGCCAACGGUUUUUCAGAAUACAGUGGCCUUUCAGAUACACUCUCUGAGCAUCUCUAUAUGUAUACCGUUCACAUUUCGAAAUGGAAAUGGGAUGAAUCAAAUCCAUCCGAACAGAAUGACGUUACGAUUACAGUUGAAAUCAAGUAUUAUGACUACGUAGAAUCUUCUGAUGAUGAUGACGACGAUGACGAUGACGAUGACACUUCUUUUUGUAACCCCAUAAUCCCUUCAUCUGAUGACCCCAAAAUUACAUGGUUGGGAAUCCAUGUAGACUGCAUCUGCUGUGGUUGUGGGUCUUCCUCUGUCUCUGAUGACAUCGAUCACCAGUCAUCUUCAAGGGCCUGGAUUUGUGAUGACACUGAGCAACAACCUUUGCCGGCUGUUUUCUCCACUUCUUAUGGUUCAGAUUUAGAUCAUGGGGUUUUAAACAGUGGAGGGAUUUCAGGGCCUUUGAUCGGACCAAACUCAGGUUUAGCUGGUUCAUAUUUGGGAUUUGAAGGAUAUGAAUCAACGUUUCCUGAUGAAGUGCACAAUUUGGAUUCAUCAUCAAUUGCCUAUCCCUUUGCAAGGAUUGGAUAUCUCGACUCAAAUGCUAGUAUAGAUGGUUGCUCUCCCCUAGUCCUUGAUGACAUUGAGCACCAUUCUUUGCCAUCUGAUGUGCUUCCAGUGGAUACCACAAAUGGGUCCGAAUUAGGCUUGGGUUGGCAAGAUUUGGGAUUCAGUGAUGGGUUUGAUCUAGGUUCCUCUUCAGUGGCCCAUGCCUUUGACAACAUUGAUACCGACUUCAAUCUAUUUCCACCAUCAAAGAAGGCAAGAACAUCUUGAUCAAACUUCAAAGAAUGAUGCUUCCAACUGAAAGCAACUUCGAUGC
Molecule: messenger RNA, 4398 nt
Organism: Quercus robur (English oak)
Lineage: Eukaryota; Viridiplantae; Streptophyta; Magnoliopsida; Fagales; Fagaceae
Product: TMV resistance protein N-like
Exons: 5
Coding region: 195-4352 (1385 amino acids)
Biological process (GO): signal transduction; defense response
Molecular function (GO): ADP binding
Source: RefSeq, a predicted model, not a curated record